This is a messenger RNA of Sporisorium graminicola, 1002 nucleotides long. RefSeq lists its product as uncharacterized. The record is from RefSeq and is a predicted model, not a curated record. Gene Ontology annotation, biological process: transmembrane transport. The transcript has 4 exons. The coding region runs from base 1 to 1002 and encodes 333 amino acids. Lineage: Eukaryota; Fungi; Basidiomycota; Ustilaginomycetes; Ustilaginales; Ustilaginaceae.
AUGUCGUCGUCACCAUCUGCGUCGGCGACGCCGGCAUCGCCGCUAGCACGCGACCAAGCGAUUGCUGUCGCCUCGCAUCCGCAGCACAAUCCCUCCGUCCCUACCGCACCUCCAACGCACACGCCCUCGUACAUCCUCGCGGCAACCUUCGCAUCCGCAGGGCUCGGUAACGCCAUUUCUGCGUCAUUAACGAACCCAGCCGACAUCAUCAAGGUUCGUCAGCAGCUGCUGGUGGAUAAAUCGCGCGCCAACUUUGUGGGGAUUACACGGGACAUGAUUCAAAAGGAAGGGAUUAGGUCGUUGUGGAACGGUGUCACUGCUUCGUGUUUGAGGGAGCUGACGUAUAGUACGGUGAGGUUCGGGCUGUACGAGACGUUCAAGGAUGCGUAUGCGCGGGCAUUAGGUGUGGCGGAUUCGAGUUUUGCGUUGAAGGCGUUGAGUGGGAUCUCGAGUGGUGCGAUUGGGAGUGCGUUUGCAUGUCCCACGGAUUUGGUCAAAGUUCGAAUGCAAGCCGUCCGACCCACGGGCCAACCACCAUACCGCAACACGUUCGUUGCCUUCGCGCACGUCUACCGCGAAGGCGGCACGGGCGUGUCCGCAGGCAUCCGAAGUCUCUACCGUGGCGUAGGCCCCACCAUCAUCCGCGCCGCCGUACUGACCAGCUCGCAGAUUGCCUCGUACGACCAAGUCAAAACCAUUCUUAAACGUAACAACUUGCUGCACGAAGGUUUCGCACUGCAUUUCUCGGCGAGCAUGGUCGCUGGUUUCGUGUGCUCCGUCACCAGCGCGCCAUUUGACACGGUCAAGGUGCGACUCAUGCAGGACAAGUCGAGGCAGUUCAAGAAUGCGUUUGAUUGCUUGGGCAAGCUUGUGGCCAACGAGGGGCCGUUGGCGCUAUACAAAGGAUUCGGAAUGUGCUGGGCCCGCCUAGGCUCGCACACCGUCAUCUCGUUGAUCCUCUUCGAACGCUUCCGUACACUCUUCGGCGUCAAACCGCUUUAG